Messenger RNA from Laetiporus sulphureus 93-53, 1496 nucleotides. RefSeq lists its product as uncharacterized. NCBI's taxonomy places the organism in Eukaryota, Fungi, Basidiomycota, Agaricomycetes, Polyporales, Laetiporaceae. The record is from RefSeq and is a predicted model, not a curated record. The transcript has a single exon. The coding region runs from base 79 to 1302 and encodes 407 amino acids.
GGUGGAUCGCGCACAGAUCGCCUCGCCUCUACCGUAGAAAGCAGGUGAUCCUAGGUCAAUUUGACAUUGGACUACAGAAUGUAUCGCAGUGACAACUCCUGCCUGCGUCUUCAUUUCACGCCAGUAACGAGCGGGGCUAGAAGGGUUCCCCGCGUCCCGCAGGAGAUGGUCGACAUGGUCAUUGACGAACUUGGUCGCACGUAUCAGCGCUCAGCGUUGGCCGCGUGCUCACUCACCUGCCGGGAUUGGCUCCCACGCAGCAAAAUUCACAUCCAUUCCUCCGUCCGCAUCGACUCUUGCAGUAACAUCGAACGUCUCACCAAGCUCUACGACUCUCACCUCGCUCGAUACGUUCGCAGCCUCAGCAUCGAUGCCUGUGUCGAUGGCGAGCCCGCCGCUCAUCCGUGGACUGACAAUGCACGUCCCCUCCUCCGCCUCUUCCCCAACGUCGACAGGCUCGCGCUGGAUGCCAUCAUCUGGCAGGAUCUUCACAAGGACACGCAGAAGAUCAUCCUCGAGCAAUAUCCAUCGGUAUCAGACUUGUGGGCCUCCACCUGCGACUUUGCUGACCCUUGCGAAUUCGUAAAGCUCUUGCAAGCGUUCCCGAAGCUCGAGAGCGUCCGUUUGGAGGGGAUGUGUUGGGACACGUCGGAGUGCGAGAAGCAACUCGCUAACAACGGUCCUGAGCUCCGUCUCAAGUGGCUCGAUGUCAACGAACUGUGCAAGCAUCCGAGCGUUGUGGCCAAGUGGGCCUCACGCUACCGCACGAGCGUACAGAUCGAGAAUAUCCACUUUUCCUUGGGGUGCGAUCAUCCCCGCGAGCUUGAUAACCUCCUUCAGCUUGCUGGUUCCUCAGUCAAGACGCUCUCGCUCGGGUUUUUUGCAUGCACGCGAAGCUUCACGCACAUGUCCAUGACGUUGCACCCCUUUCUGAAUCUGAAGUACAACACAUCAUUGCAGUCGCUGCGCCUGUCCUUGCGCUUGGAAUCUCACGAUCAAGUCGACAUGUCGUGGUUUCCGGAAAUUCUAUCGCAGCUGAACUCCAAUCACCUCACGCAGGUGACAUUCUACGUCGAGAUUUUGUUCUGUCAGCAACUUGAAUGGAUCGAUUGGAACGAGGUAGAUGAAUUCUUAUCUCAACCGAAAUUGAAGGGCUUGAUGAGGGUUGAGCUGUGUCUCUGGAGGAGGAGCUCACAUGCCAACUUCGAUGACAACGAUCAUGAUAUUCCCAUCAAGUUCAAAAAGCAUCUUCCUAAAUUGCAGGAACAUGGAAUCUUAUAUCUUUCACAGCAGUUUAACUAGCAUCAUGGCCCUGUAAGGAGGCUUGACAUUGACCUGAAUGUCUGCCUGACUAGAGGGCCGCAGAAGUGGAUGCAGUCCUGCUGGCAGGACUGCUGCAUAUGUCUAGAUUAUUCACGGAGUACAAUUGCUUACUAGCUCCUGUUUGAAGAUGCUACUGCACUUAUAUCUGUCAAAUCAUUAUUUGUUUCAGCUGU